This is a messenger RNA of Diuraphis noxia (Russian wheat aphid), 984 nucleotides long. RefSeq lists its product as uncharacterized. Lineage: Eukaryota; Metazoa; Arthropoda; Insecta; Hemiptera; Aphididae. The record is from RefSeq and is a predicted model, not a curated record.
AUGCGGGACGCACCUCUGAAAAACGGGACAAUCCUCUCUUAUGUGGAACGUCUGGUCACACUAGCUAUAUUCCGAAAGGCCAACAUUAGCGUUACAAAUCAAACAUUGAUGACCAAUGGUGGCGACAAUUCUUCAGUCGAUAGUCUGAAUAGUGCGGAUUCUGCAAAACGUGACAGUGAAGAAUCAGUAAUUGAACUUUCUGAGUUUCAUCAGCCAAUAAUCUCCAAGGAUGAUUCUGAUGGACCUGUCAACAUGAGCAAUGGUGAUGGAAAAUCUGGUGGUGCUGGAGGCAAACCUUCCAAUGGCAUUGUUAAGGAACACCCAGUUGAUGAUGAUAUUGACAAAACUAGUUGUGGCAUGGAGUGUUUAUACUUUACGAUGCAAUGCUGCGAAUGUUCAAUAAUGUAAGGAAGCUAUUUCAUCUCCUACAGUUUAUUAUUGUUAGUUAUAAUUGAGUAACUAUAAUUAUAUAUUACAAUACAAUUAUUAAAUUAAAAAUACAGAAAAUUACAUUACUUCUGACAUUUCAAAGUUCUAUGGAAUCUGUGAUUUUUAUGGGAACUACUUAAUUAAUCUAUGUAAUAUAAAGAUUCCAUCAUAUUAAAAUUAAAAUUAUUUUUUGAAAAGUUACUAUAUCUACUAGUAUUAUUGCGUUUAAGUUCCAUUYUGUGGAYAAUUUUUUCUUGUUAUUUCCAAUAGGAAAUCCAUAAUUAUUUUCUACAGUUCUUGAUAAUUUGAUAUUACUUACAUGAUUCAUUUUGGUUAUUCAUUAUAUUGUGUUAAAACUUUUUAUCUUUAAGAAGUACUAUAUAUCUUAAUUAACAAUUGUGCCAUUUUUUUUUUUGUACUUUAUUAUAUUUAAUAUACUUUGGAGAUCAUCACAUCUUCCUGUUAGUUUGUGUUGAAAGCACUGUGUCCACCAUGUAUAUAAAAAGUCUUAGCAUGAUACAAAUCAAUACUUAAUUUAAUUUUGCUCCCACUUGU